AAAAGUUUUAACUGGCGAGUGAUUAGGGCAUACGUGGCGUUCCACAUGGACUGUGGGGUUUAGUUUAUUUUGUGGGCUCAUGCCGUACUAUUUGGGGCAUUCUUUCGUACAGCCUGUCGUUCUUAAGCUCCCAUGGCGGUCCGUUUCGACUGCUGGCGAAAUACCGUGGUCAAGGCCCUGGCGGAGCGAUCGCGCUGGAAAUGUGAGCGCCUUGCGAUCCAUGACAGGCGCGCGGUGAAUUCUUAGAGAUUUCUAGGCAGGAAAUGGGCGGGCCAGGGUGCGCUAGUAGCAGCAGCAGUAGCAACGCCAUCAGCAGGGCGAAUUUCUGGUCAGCUUUCCUGGGAGUUCUGGCCGCGCUGGUGUGCGUGAUCCUCUUCGCCGCGGUCUACAUGUCCGAUGAUGGCAAGACGAUGAUGCUCCUCUCGCGCAAGACCCAGUCGUAUCUCCUCUGGUAUCAAGACGGCCAAUCCUCCGCUCCGGACGUGAGCACUCUAAAGGCGAGUCUCGCGGAGGUGGCCUUCCGUAACAAAACAGUAAUACUCACAACUCUCAACAAAUCGUGGGCUGACAACGAUAGCAUGAUCGACGCGUUCUUCCAAAGUUUCCGGCUGGGAGAUGGCACCCGCGGGCUGCUCGACCAUUUGCUCAUCGUCAAUCUCGACCAGGCCUCUCACACUCGGUGCUUGCAGCUUCACAGGCACUGCUUCAAGCUCGCCACCGAUGGCGUCGACUUUACCGGCGAGAAGGUCUUCAUGAGCUCCGACUAUCUCAAGAUGAUGUGGAGGAGAGUUGAGUUUCUACACAUCGUGCUCAAGCUCGGCUACAACUUCGUUUUCACGGACGCGGAUAUAAUGUGGUUUCGCGAUCCCUUCCAGCACUUUUCUCCCGAGGCCGACUUCGAGAUAGCUUGCGACCGUUUCAAUGGAAACCCCGAGGACCUCAGGAACGAUCCCAACGGUGGCUUCAUCCACGCCAUCUCGAGCCCCCGGACGAUCGCCCUCUACAAGCUCUGGUACGAGUCGCGACUCAAGCACCCAAACCAUCACGACCAGGACGUGUUUAACGACAUCAAGCACAGCCCCCAGUUCAAGGCUCUCAAGCUCAAGGUUCGCUUCCUGGAUACCAGAUACUUCGGCGGGUUUUGUCAGAUCAGCAGGGACUUCGACGAGGUGUGCACGAUUCACGCGAAUUGCUGCACCAAGCUGGAGAGGAAGCUUGUGGAUUUGAAGCUGGUGCUCGAGGAUUGGAAUCGGUACAGGAAUCUAUCGUCCCAGGAGAGCCGAGAAGUGAGGAUGUUUUGGAGAGCUCCCAGGGAGUGCUUACAUUCGUUUGGGCAUUGACAAGGAUCGCCAAAAAGAUAGUAGUGAGGAGAUUCUUUGUAAUGGAUUCGUUUUGUAAAUGUGCCUAAGGGGAAAGGUAAUAAAUUAUCACCCUUGUACA
Molecule: messenger RNA, 1440 nt
Organism: Selaginella moellendorffii
Lineage: Eukaryota; Viridiplantae; Streptophyta; Lycopodiopsida; Selaginellales; Selaginellaceae
Exons: 3
Coding region: 264-1340 (358 amino acids)
Source: RefSeq, a predicted model, not a curated record